AUGUCCCACGGGGGCAGGUUCGACUUUGACGAUGGCGGCUGCUACGUGGGUGACUGGCAGGAUGGCCGGGCGCACGGGUAUGGGGUCUGCACCGGCCCUGGGGCCCAGGGCGAGUACAGUGGGCAAUGGCGGCGCGGGUUCGAGUCUCUGGGUGUCUACACCUGGCCCAGCGGCAACACCUACCAGGGCCAUUGGAGCCAGGGCAAGCGGGAAGGGCUGGGCGUGGAGCGCAAGAGCAAGUGGUGUUACAAGGGGGAGUGGAGCCACGGGCUGAAGGGCCGGACCGGCGUCUGGGAGAGCCACUCCGGGGUCACCUACGAGGGCAUGUGGAGGGACGGGCUGCAGGAUGGCUACGGCACCGAGACCUACGCCGACGGAGGCACCUACCAGGGCCAGUGGCAAGCCGGGAAGCGGCACGGCUAUGGCGUUCGCCAGAGCGUCCCCUACCGCCAGGCUGCCUUGGUGUGCUCCCUGCGCCGCACCUCGCUGGAAUCCCUCCGCAGCGACCCUGACCCCGGCGGGCCCCCUGCUCCGCUCCCUCCCCCUCCCCUGCCCCCUCCGCUGCUCCCGGGGGACAGCCCGGCCUCGGGCUCCCGGGGCGGCUUCGUGCUGGCCUUCCCCGGUGACCCGCACUUCCCCAAGGGGGCCAAGAAGAAGACGGGGGGCUUCUUCUUCCGGCGCUCCCUGCUGCUGAGCGGUCUGCGGGUGCGCCGGGCUGAGUCCAAAGCCUCCCUGGGCAGUAAGCGGGGCUCGCUGAAGAGCGAAGCUGGGGUGAGCUCGACCGGGAGCGAAGCCACCACCCUGAGCUACGCCGAGACCGAACCCCCCGAGAUGCCGUCGCGGUUGGCCAUCGAGGGCUCCUCCACUGAGGUGUACGCCGGGGAGUGGCGUGCCGACCGGCGCAGCGGCUACGGGGUCAGCCGGCGCUCCAACGGGCUGCGCUACGAAGGCGAGUGGCUGGGGAACCGGCGGCAUGGCUACGGGCGCACCACCUACCCCGACGGCACCAAGGAAGAGGGCAAGUACAAGCUCAACCGCCUGGUGAGCGGCAAGGUCAAGAACCUCAUCCCGCUCCGGCGCAGCAAGGUGAAGGAGAAGGUGGACCGGGCGGUGGAGAUGGCCCGCAGAGCCGUCAGCCUGGCCAGGCAGAAGCAGGAAAUGGCGGCCACCAGGGCGGCCGAUGCCCGGCUGAAGGCCACGGCCGCGCUGGCCUCUGCCGAGAAGGCUGUGGAGGCGGCUCGAGUGGCCAAGAUCCUGGCCCAGGAUCUUCAGCCCAUCCUGGAUGACCCUGAGCCACGGCCCCGCCUGGACUCCGAAGGCACCGACACGGACCUGUUAGAAUAUGACAGCCCGGGGGUCUAUGAAAAUGGGGUCACCCCAUCCGACGUGACCCCAGACCCCAGCUACCCCCCCACCCCGCUACAGCCCUGGAGGGGGGACCCCCGCCGGACUUGGCACCCUCUGGAGAACGGAGGACCCCCUCGAGUGCCCCCUGCGGAUGCAUCAGACCCUGAGGACGAGUGGGGGUGCCGGAGGUUCCCUGCCCGGACACCGGGGUUCCCACCCGAGGGACUGUGGGAGGGGGACGAGGCAGGGCGCCCCCUGGUGGGCACCCCACCCAGCGGCAGCUCUGGAAGCCUCCAGGAGGAAGAGGAGGAGGAGGACUAUGAGGAAGAUCUCCCCCAGCUGGAUAUUGGGGAGCCCCAGGCGGGGCCAGAGGUGGCGGGACCCCCGGGGCACUCUGGACUGGGGGCUGACAAGCUGCCUUCAGGGGUGGGGGCUGCGGCUCAGGGUGAGAAGGAGACAGGAGCAGCCGUGAGACAGGGAGCUCACCCAUUGGUGGUUCUGGCCGUCGUGUUGAUUGACAUCUGCCUGGCUCACCUGUUCUCUCUGCUUCUCACCUGA
Messenger RNA from Emys orbicularis (European pond turtle), 1905 nucleotides. RefSeq names its product junctophilin 4 (gene JPH4). Gene Ontology annotation, cellular component: endoplasmic reticulum membrane; junctional membrane complex; plasma membrane. Lineage: Eukaryota; Metazoa; Chordata; Testudines; Emydidae. Gene Ontology annotation, biological process: regulation of synaptic plasticity. The record is from RefSeq and is a predicted model, not a curated record.